Tilletiaria anomala UBC 951 is the source of this 3900-nucleotide messenger RNA. RefSeq names its product P-loop containing nucleoside triphosphate hydrolase protein. The transcript is spliced from 7 exons. Bases 300 to 3800 code for a protein of 1166 amino acids. The record is from RefSeq and is a predicted model, not a curated record. Lineage: Eukaryota; Fungi; Basidiomycota; Exobasidiomycetes; Georgefischeriales; Tilletiariaceae. Gene Ontology annotation, biological process: microtubule-based movement. Gene Ontology annotation, cellular component: microtubule; kinesin complex; nucleus. Gene Ontology annotation, molecular function: microtubule binding; ATP binding; microtubule motor activity.
CGAACAGGAAGCAUCCAAGUCACGUGACCAGAACGCGACACGCAAUUCCGUCCGCGCAAGUGUUAUUCUCAUCUGGCAGUCAUCAGGCAUCACCGCAUCAAUCACGAAAAUGUCCACAACGCAAGCUGGGUCCGUCUGCAGCAGGAAGUGCGGAGAAUGUGCAACAUGGCUGAUGGCUUUUGACGCUUAAUCGGAGCCUCGAGAGCAAGGAUUGCUACAGUCUGGAGCCAAACGUAAACAACCUGUCUUGCGCGUUCCAUUGGUCGUGGACCUGACCUUAACGCGAAUCACACACCACCAUGCCGCGUCUCGCAGGAACAGGAGCACCACCAACGCCUACUGCGCGUGGCUCUUCAAGGACCACGUCCUCGUCUCCAUCCAAGAGCGAGGAGUCUGCAUUGAUGGGCCCUCCUCCUACCCCUCGAAAUCGCCUCAUGCGCGGUGGCAGCACAACUUCUGCCAUACUUUCAGCCGCACCGACUAGCAGAGUCAGCAACAUGAGCGCUACCACCUCUGCAUCGGCUCCACCAGGGUCUAGUCCAAUCAAGGCAAGAGCUGGUGCAGGGUCUACCAGGGCAUGUGCUGCUUCCUCCAGAGGCUCGACUGCCACCCCGACGGGGGCAAGAUCUCCUGUGAAGAAGGUAUCUAAGACACAGGGCAGAGGAACAAAUGCUUUCAGCAAGGCGGGAAGCACCAACAGCACCCCAAUCAGUAAAGUCAUUGUAUCUUUCCCCAGUGUUGCAGCUGGUAUUUGGGACGGAGCAGAGCCAAUCAAGGCAUUCCUCCGCCUGCGUCCAGCACUCGACGUCAGCCGAAAUGGGGGUGUUGCAGAGCCCUACAUCGAGGUUACGAGUGACACAGAUAUCAUUAUGACCCCUCCUAAAGACAAUGCCUCUGGACAGUCGGCCCAGCGAUCACGCCAAGCUCAACACUAUUCGUUCAACAAAAUCUUUCGACCUUCCAUCUCAGCCUCUCUAUCACCGUCUUCUUCGCAGGCGAUUUUCUUCCAGGAGACAUGUCUUCCCAUGAUCACCGACUUGUUGAACAACGGCCAGAGCGGACUGUACUGCACCUAUGGCGUGACGAACAGCGGAAAAAGCUACACGAUACACGGUGGGAACGGCAAAGGCGAGGCAGGUGUGCUGCCGCGUACGCUCGAUACCAUUUUCAACAGCUUGGACGGGCUGCUUGGCCAGAGCAAGAUUCGGCCUGUUGGCUUGAGCGGAGUGGAACAGCUGAGCGAGGAUGAUAACGACGCCCAUGCCACAGCCCUUAGCAGCGACAGGCCCGACAGACUCGACCCUCUUAGCCUGCCGCCUUUGCGCAAGCGUCUCCUCUCUUCCACUACGGGCUCGCUGAACGAAUAUGAGCGCGAGCAAGCUUCGGUCAAAGUCGAUCGUAACUACCGAUACAGUGUGUGGAUCAGCUACCUCGAAGUUUACAAUGAAAAGCUGUACGAUCUGCUCGACGUCACACCGACAACAGCUGCCGCUGGUGGAAGUGCAGCCUGCGGCAUGAGUCGCAGCGAGAGUGUGCGUGGCUGCUCCGCUACAGGAGCAAGUAAUUGGAGUCUAGCUGCCGCUGCUGCUACCGGGGGCUCAGGUGGUCUUCCGAGUUCGACAAGCAGCGCAGCCGUGUCACUUACGCGCCAUGCUCUGCCGCUCAAGAAUGACAGCGACUCUGCAGGCGACCCUGAAGGUCAAUGCAAAUACGCAGUCGGCCUCUCGGAGCAUCAAGUCUGUUCAGCGGAGGAAGCCCGUGCGCUGAUCAAGCGCGGCGAGCAGAAUCGCGCCGUGUUCGGCACGAUGGCGAAUCGGGUCAGCUCUCGCUCGCACGGAGUCUUUACCGUGCGCGUGAUCCGCGAGCACGGCGGGGAAGUAGGCGAGGCCAUGUACAGCACCAGCCGGAUGAGCAUCGUCGACCUGGCGGGCAGCGAGCGCAUGGCCAACACCCAGCUUACGGACGCUGCUAGGAUGAAAGAGGCGGGCAACAUCAACAAGUCCCUGAUGAACCUCGGUCACUGCCUCGAAAAGCUCAGAGCCAAUCAGACCAAAGCGCAGUCGUUGUCUACAGGCAAUUUUAAUCUAACUGCCAAGCCGGAGGUCGUGCCCUUUAACAGCUCCAAGCUGACCGCUCUACUCAAGACGUACUUUGUCGGUGAGGGCAAGACCGUCAUGAUCAUCACCGCGAACCCAUACGACGGUGGAUUUUAUGAGAACGCACAGGUAAUGAAAUUCAGCGCGACCGUCAAAGAUGUGCAGCAGCUCAGAGGUGCACCGAACGCCAUGCGAGCGGCCAUCCCCAGAAGCCCAACCAAGAUCUCCCUUCUGCCAUCUGCCGAGCAGAACGCAAAGGGCAAGAGCUCAGUACCACCAGUCAGGAUUUCGCAGCUGGCUCAGGCGCAGAUGAUCAUCCCCGACGAUAGCAACGAAGGGGACAUCACCAUCAUCGAAGAGAGUGGCGAUGACGAUGACGAGGCUCAAGAUCCUCUUGUGGACCUUCUCAUUACCAAGUGCGAAGAACUUCGACAGAGGCUCUUUGCAGCCGAGACACGUUGUGCUCAGAUAGAAUAUGAUGUGCGCCAAGAAAUGGCCGAUGAGAUGCAGAUGCGCCUUGCAGAUAUGACAGACAUGUGGUCGAAGCGCAUGCUGGAGGAGGAGGCGAUGAAUGAGCAAUUGAUCAACAAGAAGCUGGACCUUCUCAUGUCUCUUAAAUCGAGCCUUCAUCGCGCAAAUGACAGCAUCGCAGACUCGACGGUCGCGAGCUCCAUCGACCCCACUACCGAUAGCGAGAGCGAUGCGGACGACUCGCUCGUCUCGGCUAUGGGAGGCGUCGCCCUGGCCUCGCCUGACCCGACGCCGCUUGUGCAUCGUAGCACGAUGCCUGCCUUGCUCCCAGCUGAUGACGACGCUGGCGACUCGAUGGAAUUGGGCGAUAGUCCGCUGCUGCGCCCGGGACGUUUGCCUCCGCAACGUGUGGCAAAGGCGUCACCCCCUCUCACCUCAUCCGAUGACAGCCAGGUCGAGUUUGUAUCGGCCGACACUGGUCGCCAGGACACUUCGUCUGCUUCGAUCGACUCUGCAAGCAUCAGCCUCGAUGAGCACGACGAGGCGGAGCACUCUGCUACUGAGUUCGGGGAGGAUGCAGCAGACACAGAUGAUGAAAAGGAAACAGAGCCCCUCGAGUCGAGCCACAGCCACAUCAGCGUGUCCAGUGCAAACAUCAGUAGUGAUGUGGGAGCUUCUUCUCCGCAGGACGAAGAGGAGUCGUCGAUCGACGACAUCCAAACUGAUGACCCGGAGGACGAGUCGUUCGACGCAAACGCCGCGGAAAUCAGUGAUGAUGGUGAAUCUUCAUUCGAAGCUCGAACGGCAGGCAGGCGCAGUCGCGCCAGUACCGCCACCGCCCGGCGCCAAAGCGUUAAGACGCCGCGGGCAAGCAAGGCUGCCAAGGCCCCUGUUGCUGCCGCCAGCGCGCCCUCCAGGAUAUCGACGAACUCGACAGCUAGUAUGAAAACACCGAAGCCGAAAGCCCCGUCCCGAUUUACGAGUCAGCCGCUCGCCGAAUCGAGUCCGUCGAUAGUGAACAAGUCGCCCGCCUCGAUGGCAGCUGCUGCAGAUGUGAGCAUGUCGCUCGACUCGCAGAGCAAUGUCAGCCUCAUCGCGCUGCCGGCCAAGAGCGUUUCGCCCAAGAAGAAGAGGAAACUCCGUGCCAAGUCGGCCGUCGAUGAACAAAUGAUGGUCGAGCAGAUCGGAGACUCGUCCUUGACGGAAGCAGUAUACAACCGCCGAACGCGUUAAUCUCUGCGCGCUGCGGUCAGCAGCCCAAUAUUUCCCAUUAACUUGGCUACCGCAUCUAUCGUGUGUAACAUCGAGUCUCGUCAUCAUGUAGUGGUCCGCA